Messenger RNA from Parasteatoda tepidariorum (common house spider), 1278 nucleotides. Lineage: Eukaryota; Metazoa; Arthropoda; Arachnida; Araneae; Theridiidae. The record is from RefSeq and is a predicted model, not a curated record.
AUGUCACUAAGUAUAGGGCUCAAAGGAUUUCCCAUGACAAGACCAUUGGUCAUACGACUUGAGGCUGUUUUGACUCCCUCUAUUUCUCAUUGCGCUAGAUUUUAUACUUUACCUAAGGUACAUAAAGUUGGCACUCCUUUUAGACCAAUUGUCUCCAACAUUGGUACCUCGUCUUACAAGCUCGCAAAAUUGUUAGUUUCUGUCUUCUCCCCUCUCCUUGGUAAUAAUUCUUUCACCACCAAAAAUUCACUUGAGUUUGUUAAAGAUGUUAAAAAUCUGAAACCUAAUGGUUAUUUGAUGGCCUCAUUUGAUGUUAAAUCUCUGUUCACUAAUGUUCCUGUUGAGGGGGCUAUGGAAUGCCUAAAACUUAGACUUUCGGAAUAUCAUUUUUCCCAACAUGAGGUCGAUGAAUAUGUUAACCUCACCCGUGUUUGUUUACAACAAAAUACUUUCGCGUUUGACAACAAAUUUUACCGUAUGACCAAUGGUCUUGCCAUGGGAAAUCCUUUGAGCCCUAUACUUAGUGACAUCUAUAUGCAUUAUUUUGAAAGUAAACUAUUCAAAAUCUUGACUUUCCCCUUUUAUAAAAGAUAUGUUGACGACAGUUUUGCUUUGUUAGAUGAUAAUAAUUGUAAUUUAGACCAAAUUCUUAACGUUAUGAACAGCAUUGAUCCUUGCAUUCAAUUCACCUUUGAAUUAGAGACUAAUCAAAAACUUCCUUUCUUAGAUGUUCUUGUGACUCGGAAUGAUAAUUCAUUCCAUACUACUGUUUUUCGUAAACCUUUUGCUGUUUCUCUUCCCCCUCAUUACAAAUCCUCCCACCCUCCCAACCAAAAACUUGCCGCUUUUCGGUCGUUUGUCUACCGUGCUGUUAAUAUUUGUUCCAAUAUUGAUCUUCUUGAUGCAGAAUUAAAUUACAUUAAAGCCAUUGCUCGUGACAGAGGUUAUUCCCAUAACAUUAUUGAUAAUAUCUAUAAAAACUUAACUAAACAGUCGCCCACCCAUAAACCUUCCAAAGAUUUUUCUAACAAUUUGCCCAUUGACAGUCAAAAUAACUGGGGCAUAUACCAUAUUAAUUGCCAAUGCGGCCUUUUAUAUAUCGGUCAAACUAAGCGUGCCUUAAAGUGCCGUGUCAAGGAGCAUGAAGCUUAUGUCAAAAAACAAGAAUUUAAACGUUCAUCUAUUGCCCAACAUUGUUGGGACUCUAAUCAUAAUUUUAAUUUUUCUUCUUCUAAAGUCAUUCAAAAUUGCUCUUCAAUAUUUGAUUUAGAUUUUUAC